This is a messenger RNA of Nerophis ophidion (straightnose pipefish), 10041 nucleotides long. RefSeq lists its product as uncharacterized. The transcript has 2 exons. NCBI's taxonomy places the organism in Eukaryota, Metazoa, Chordata, Actinopteri, Syngnathiformes, Syngnathidae. The record is from RefSeq and is a predicted model, not a curated record. The coding region runs from base 2535 to 3734 and encodes 399 amino acids.
GACAUGUAAAAAAAUAAAACUGAGGAAGAAAAACAAUUCAAAAGAAGGAACAUCAACCAUCACCAAAAUAUUCAGUGUAGCUUUCACCACAACUCAUGAACUGAAGUUCAUUAGGAUGAAGAUUUGUAUAAAAUGUGACGUCUGGUGUUAAAUUGCAUUAAUCUAAGUUUGCGGCAACUGUAGUGAACCUUUACUUUAGCAAUGAGUGCAUGCACUGAAAAUGUGAUUUUUUUUGUUCACAUCGCUAAAAAAUCCUACUGCUCCUCAUUGUGUUUUUGGGAUGAUUGAGCAUUGAGUGGGCAACAUUUUGGCGCAAAAACUGUAGCCUAGAGGCCAGGGUAGAAAGAAGGCAAAAUGUGCCCAACCUUAGCCUUGAGCAGAGAAAAAAAUAAUAACACUUGGACAUAACGGUGACUAUUUUACCCUAAAAUUGUUUGAGACGCAGUGGUGAAAAAAUAAGUCUGUUUUCACAAUAUCUGUUGGGUUACAGUGAGACAACAGUGGUGAAGACAGAGAGGAAUUGUAAAAAAGGCAAACCAUGAGACCCAGCCCAGAUAAAUAAGAAAGAUCACUACAGCAGACUUCCGAGAGCACCUGUCAACUAACUUGGCAGCUGCAUGUCAUCCCAAUUGCAAAAAGCCUAUUCCACUGCUUUUCUGAAGAUUAACUACUAAGCGAGGGCCACAAUGAGGUAAGAUGUGUAGUGAACACUAAACAGUGAAUAUUACUUCUAAAAACAAAACACUUUCCACACCAACAUUUUUAAAUUAGAAGCACAUUCUUAACAAAUGAUUAAUUGAUAAUGGAGUGCAAUAAUUGGCUGCAACCAGCAGAGGCCCUCCUGGCUAAUUAAGUCUCUUCUAGUUUGCUCUCUAAAAGGAGCACCAAGCAUCUAGGAAUUUGCGAUGUUUCGAUCCUGCAAAUUCAAGCAAUUCCUGUGAAUAGUGUGAAGCCUCACAACUUUGUUCAAUCCCCACAGCUUUCUCAUAGAUUUUGGAAAAUCAUUGUAAUUUUCACCAAACAAAUUUUUCCUUGAACAAACGAUUUCAUCAACACCUAUGUUUUUUUCUUGUGUAUACCAAGUAGGAACAGCAACGUCACUUCCGUUUUUCUUGUUAUUGGCAUAAUUAACACGAUGAUAAAGCAGCUAAAACGUAGCAUUAAAAAACAAGUAAGAGUCAGUGUAAAGUUUGAUCAGAAAAUGCUGCAUAUCUGUUCUGUUCUUGGGUGUUAAGUUCAAGUUUCAAGUUUACAAGUUUAUUCACAAUACCAUAUAACAAUUAUAAUAGUCGUGAAUAUCAUCAUUUAAAGAUGUUGGUACGUGAAAGGGUCCCCCAAAUAAGCUAGAAGAAGCUUUUAACAGGGGGUCCAAAGGACAAUAUAUACAUGGAAAGGUUAAACAUAGUAGCAAGCACAACAACAAAAAACAAAAACAAAAUAACAACAACGCUAUUUGAUAAACACAAGAUAAUAGUACUAAAGCAAGCAUACACAUACAUACAUACAUUCAUUCAACCAUCUUGAGGCUCUCAUUAAGCUGGUUGUAACGCAGGUGUCAAAUACAUUUGCGGAGACUAUUAUGCUCUUGUCUUUCUAUUUCCUCUUUGCGCACUUCCUAGUCACGUGACCGCCACAGUCCAAUCAGCUGUAGGUAUAUACCGGUAGCCGGAAGUGACUGGUAUGCUCUUGCUGUAGUUAAUCUUUGGCAACUCUGCGCACUCCUCCCUUGUCACGUGACCGCCGCGGUCCAAUUGGUGGUGCUUAUAGCAGGAAGUAGCCAGGAGACAGGACAUGAGAGAUCGAUUGCAUUUCUGCUCGAGGUAGGCUUUAAACAUUGUUUUCACCUGAAAUAUUGUGCUGACGUUUUUUUAAACGACAUGCCUAUUUUGUAACUUUAUAGAGCCGACUUCCAGCGCCAGAUUCUUUGUCAUUAAGCUGUGUUUGACUGUAGAAGCUGAAUUGGCCAGGCUUCUCUUUUUGAUGGCGAGCUAAGGAAAAUAAUCACCUAGUCCAAGGAUCAAGUUUGGAAGAUUCCAGCCAGGAACCUCACCACCUGCUCUGUCUGGGCUGGUAGGAGGCUCUCGAGCCGACCCUUUACAAUUGUCACUUUACCUGCAGCACAUGGACUGUACUGCCGUCCUUUUUUUCCCCCAAGAACAACUAUCUGAACUGAGAUUUAAACAAGAUCCAGAGACACUGAAUAGUUAAAUGGAAUUGUAUAUAUGUAUAUAGUACUUGUGUUUUUCUCUUUAAAUUACUUUCAUGUUGAAUGGCCAUUCAACUCAUUGUGUGUAUAUAUGUGUUGUCCAUCACUAAUUCUCUAAUACACGGUGUCAACCAAACUACAAUUCAAGCUCUGCCUCUCUCUACGAGUUGAAACUAGUCUUCUGUUCCUAGACCAUAACACCCCAUAAAUAUAUUUAGUGCAUUGCUUUGUAGCAUGCAUAGGUUACAAAAUUAGUGGCGAGCUAGCCAGGAGAGAGCGCAGCUUAAAUUAUGUGUUUUGUGUUGUGUGGACAGAAUGUAACUUUACAAUGGACGUAAUUGAGAAACAUGGCAUAAAUAUACAUAAUGCAGUGUUGAUUGAAUGUGAUACAACGGCUGAAGAAAAUGAAGAGGUAAUGACCUUUUUGUCUAAAUACGGUUCGAUUGGUCAGUGUGAAAUUAUUGAUGAUUGGGAAUCAGAUUUUAGGCAUGAAUGGGUUAUUGAGUAUAAUUCUGCUGAUGCUAUUAACGCACUGCGUCACAUUUUGCCUUAUACUUUUGUGAGUCAAAAUGGUAAAAUUUCUGAAAUAUUUGAGCUGUCUGCUGUUUGCGCUACUAGCAUAGAGAAACAAAAAACAAAUGCAUAUUUAUCUGAUUUAAAAGAGUUGGCUAAGCUAACUGGUAAGGACUUUACGGAAGUCCUCAACGAUGUGAUGUCCCUGCUUGGUCACUCUGUUAUGCAGCUUGGUCCAGUCCAAACUAAAACUCUGCCAACUUCUGCUGCUCAAGCAACCCAGUCAACCCCCACUGCCAGUACUGAGAGUCAGGAAUUGCUAUCCGAUCGCAUUGAACAUAAAACCCAUUCCAAAACCAGAACCUCUUUCCCACAUAUUGCUGCACCUACCCUGAACCCACCAGAAGUCCAACGUUAUGUGGUUGAGCACAUCGUUAAAAACGAGGACAGUGCGAUGCUUCAUCUCUCCAGCCAGCGUCUCAGAGUUUUUUCUGGGAGGUUGCCCCGGCCUCCAAAUGAAACAUAUUAUGAAACAUGGCGUGUUACUGUGGAUUUAAUGGUAAAUGAUUCCUCUAUUUCUGAUUUGCAGCGAUCACGCAAAAUUUUUGAAAGUCUUCUGCCUCCCGCAGCCGACAUGGUCAAGCACUUGAAGCCUGAAACACAGCCUGCAGUCUAUCUCCAUAUUCUGGAUUCAGCGUACGGCACUGUGCAAGACGGAGAUGAGCUUUAUGCUAAAUUCAUGGACACGUUUCAAGACUCAAAUGAAAUGGCAUCGUCCUACCUUCAGAGGCUGCAAGUUGCUCUCAAUUUAGCUGUCAAGAGAGGGGGAGUUCUACACGAGGAGACAAAGAAACACUUACUCAACCAGUUUUGUAGAGGCUGUUGGGACAAUGUCGUAAUCUCCGAGCUCCAACUCAGGCAACGUAAGCAUAAUCCGCCAUCCUUUGCUGAACUAUUGCUGCUAUUGCGCACAGAGGAGGACCGAAAAGCAGCCAAGACCCUUCGCAUGAAGUAGCAUCUCAGCCCAUCCAAAACAAGAGCCACAACUCAAGCACAAUGCGCUUAUGCUGGUGGUGAAGAUCAUCAAAGUACAACAUUGGAAAAACUUACAAAACAACUGGCAGAUAUACAGAGACAAUUGACAGCUUUGAUCACCGCCCAAUCUGGAAAAAAACAAGCCUCACCAGCUAAGACACCAACUGGUGCUGGUUCCCCACAUGCCAAAUCUUCUACUCGACACUCCAGUUCUGCACCGUCUGGACCAAGACCCGGUUAUUGCUACCAAUGUGGUGAAGAAGGGCAUAUUAAAGCAACAUGUGACAGUCCUCCAAAUCCUGCUUUGGUGUCAUUCAAGAAAAGACAACAUGCAGAGAAGCUACAGAGAUGGAAGAAUUCAAGCACAGGUCAUUCUUUAAACUGACCCCAGUUCCUGUUACGGGACGAAUUGGAACUGCUUUGGCUCAAAAAUGUCCCAAAAAUUUUACAGCUGUUACCUGCACUAAACUUACUCCUUCUCCAAUCACAAAAACAUAUCUACCGAAAGGGUUGAUUGGAUCUAAGUGUACAAGUGAAGUCCGCAUCGCUGGUCAAGUCUGCUCCUGCUUACUCGAUACUGGGUCCCAAGUUACAAGUGUUCCUGUUGCAGUUUAUAAUAAAUAUUUUUCUCAAGAACCCUUGAAGUCUCUCUCCGACCUUCUGCAAGUUGAAGGGGCAGCCGGCAAAACUGUACCCUACCUGGGCUACAUUGAAAUGAUUGUUACAUUCCCUAAAGAUUUUGUUGGUGAAGACACAGAAGUAGCAACACUCGCACUUGUGGUUCCGGAUUCCCGUCCAGAGUUUCAAUCACAAGUACUGAUUGGUAUGAAUACCCUUGAGCCAUUGUACGACCAGUAUGUGGAGAGAAAUCAAGGCAAUUUCCAGCCAAAGACACACAGAUACAGAGCUGUCCUGCAACUGCUCCAACUGCGGCGCCAACAAACACAGUUGGGCAGUGAAGGUUUUGUGAAGCUAUCAAGUGAAGGAUCAGCUACAAUUCCCCCUGGCCACACGGUUGUGGUUGAAGGUUCCAUAUAUGGAAAAACUCCACCUGCAGGCUGUUCUGUACUCAUUGAGCAUCCCUCAUCUCCAGUGGCUGGUGGACAAGUUGUCUCAUUACUAUUGCAAAGAAUACCUCCAAUAAAGUUCCUGUCAUUCUCAAAAAUGAGUCGGAACAAAAAGUGUCAAUACCAUCUCUGAGCACUAUUGCCAAUCUUAUCACGGCACCUCAAAUCUUGUCACAUCAAACUUCUCUUUCAUCCGAACUCAUUGAAAGUCUUUCGCACAAUCUACAUUUUGAUUUUGGUGACUCAAUCAUCCCAAAGGAAUGGAAAGACAGGAUUAUGACCAAACUGAAAGGAAUACCAGAGGUCUUCUCUUGUCACGAUCUGGAUUUUGGCAAAACUGGACAAGUCAAACACCACAUCAAACUGAAUGAUGAAACCCCAUUCAAACAGCGUCCAAAGCCAAUACAUCCACAGGAUGUAAGGCAGUUCGACGACAUCUGCAAGGUCUUCUCAAAGCGGGAGUAAUCAGAGAGUCUGAUUCUCCCUUUGCCUCACCUAUUGUAGUCGUGCGCAAGAAAAAUGGUGAUGUCCGUCUGUGUAUUGACUACAGAAAGCUGAACCUCAAAACCAUUAAAGACGCUUAUGCCCUCCCCAGCCUGGAAGAAUCAUUUUCAGCGUUGACUGGCUCAAGAUGGUUUAGCGUAUUAGAUCUCAAGUCUGGUUAUUACCAGAUUGAGAUGAAUGAAGCGGAUAAAGCAAAAACUGCCUUUGUUACUCCGUUAGGAUUCUGGGAGUUUAAUCGCAUGCCACAAGGCGUUACCAAUGCUCCCUCAACUUUUCAGCGACUAAUGGAAAAGUGCAUGACAGAUCUCCACUUGGAGGAAGUUCUUGUGUUCCUCGACGAUUUGAUUGUCUUUUCACAAACCUUGGAAGAGCAUGAAGAGCGCCUGCUAAGAGUCCUUAACAGAUUGAAGGAAUAUGGCCUCAAGUUAUCUCUGGAGAAGUGCAAGUUCUUCCAAACCUCUGUACGGUACCUGGGUCAUGUGGUGUCUGAGGAGUGAGUGAAGACUGAUCCAGUGAAGAUUUCUGCCUUAAAGACCUGGCCAAUUCCAUGCACCCUGAAGACCUGGCCAAUUCCAUGCACCCUGAAAGAGUUAAAAUCAUUUUUAGGAUUCGCUGGUUAUUACCGAAGGUUCAUCCGAGGAUAUUCUGCGAUAGCCAAACCACUGAAUGACUUGACACAGGGCUAUACACCACCCUGUAGAUCUGGACAGAGAGGAUCCAAUUCCAAGUCACACUACUCGACACAUACACCUUUUGGUGAAAGGUGGUCAUCAGAAUGUCAGAGUGCCUUUGAAAACCUGAUUGAGCACCUAACUACUGCACCCGUUCUGGGGUUUGCAGACCCGAAGAAGCCAUACAUCUUACAUACAGAUGCUAGUGCCAUAGGUCUUGGUGCAGCUCUCUAUCAAGAGCAAGAUGGUCACUUGGGAGCCAUCGCGUGUGCUAGCCGUGGUUUAUCCACCAGCGAAUCACGAUACCCUGCUCAUAAACUGGAAUUUCUAGCAUUGAAAUGGAGCAUUACUGCAAAAUUUCAUGAUUAUCUGUAUGGUGCUAACUUUGUUGUGGUUACAGACAACAACCCAUUAACAUACAUCCUGACAUCCGCCAAACUUGAUGCUGCUAGUCACCGUUGGCUUGCAGCACUUUCAACAUACAACUUCACACUUCAGUAUCGGACUGGCAAGCAAAACCUUGACGCUGAUGCACUGUCACGCCGUCCCCAUGAUUCAUCUCUUGAUACUUCCUCUGAUCUAGAUCUCAUCCGUCAGUUCACCGAUGGGCACAGCAGUGCACCCGGAUAUGAAAUUUCCCCAGAAGACGUCGCGGCCAUUUGCCAAAGUCGUUUUGUGAAAAACUGGAGUUCAACCAGUUCCACUGAUUACCCUCCCAUCACACUGGUUGAGUCCAUGACCACCUCUGUCAAAGCCAUCCCUGAGAGUUAUCUGGACGAAAAUCAGCAUGGGUUGCUAGUCGUUCCAGCCUUGUCUAUUGAGGAAAUCAGGGAGAAACAGAGAUCUGAUCAAUCCAUCCGAGAGGUCAUUCACCAGUUGGAAACGGGAGAGCAUGUAUCUCAUACAGUGAGACACGAGCUUCCUGAAUUGGCAUUGCUUCUUCGAGAAUUGAACCGCCUGGAAUUGGUGGAUGGUGUCCUCUACAGAAGAAGGAAAGAUAGAGAUGAAGAACUUUUCCAGCUCGUUUUACCUGAUGGGUUGAGGGCCUUGGUUCUGAAAAGUCUUCACAAUGACAUGGGACACUUAGGUGUUGAGCAAACACUAGACCUCGUACGCUCUAGAUUUUUUUGGCCACGUAUGUCAACAGAUGUUGAAACCAAAAUCAGGACUUGUGACCGGUGUGUCCGACGAAAAUCCCCACCAGAGAGAGCCGCACCCUUGGUUAAUAUUACCACCACUCGGCCACUUGAGUUGGUGUGUAUGGAUUUUUUUAUCUUUAGAACCUGACCAGAGUAACACCAAAGACAUACUAGUUCUAACGGAUCACUUUACCAAGUUUGCUGUGGCUUUACCUACCCCUAAUCAGAAACCACAUACCGUUGCACGUUACUUAUGGGAACACUUCAUAGUUUACUAUGGGAUACCUGAGAAACUGCAUACUGAUCAAGGACCAGACUUUGAGUCUAAGCUCACAAAAGAACUCUGUGAGAUUGUUGGUAUUGUUAAGACAAAAACUACUCCAUAUCAUCCACGAGGGAACCCUGUAGAGCGCUUUAACCGAACUCUAUUAAGUAUGCUCGGAACCUUGGAGCCCAAGCAGAAGAAGCGAUGGAAAGAAUACGUGAAACCACUCUGCCAUGCGUACAAUUGUACCAAGAAUGAUGUAACUGGAUUCACGCCCUAUGAAUUAAUGUUUGGUCGCUCACCCCGCCUUCCAGUUGAUCUUGCUUUCAGUCUUCCAGUUCGAGGAAAGCAGUCAAAAUCACAUUCCCAGUAUGUUGAGCAUUUAUGUUCACGGCUUGAGCAAAGUUUCGAGCUUUGUGCUAGAUAUGCGGAGAAAUCUGCAGAACACAAUAAAAGAAGAUUUGAUAAACGAGUUACCCCAUCUAGUUUAGACGUUGGUGAUCGUGUUUUAGUUCGCAAUGUGAAACUGCGAGGAAAGCACAAACUUGAGGAUAAGUGGGAGCGUGAGGUAUAUGUCGUUCUCAGCUGUGCUGGUGACCUUCCAGUAUAUACAGUGAGACUAGAAAGGGAUGACAACGCUCCAACUCAAACUCUUCACCGUGAUCUUCUACUGCCCUGUGAGUCUCUUCAGAGUGAUACUUGCCAAAAGUCUCCUGAAGCAACGCCUCCUCGCAGGCCAGUGACCAGAAGCCAGCAGCAAGAGACACCGCUUGGUGAGAAUCAUGACAAUUCUGAAGAUGAGGAUGAUUGCCAAUUACCUCUAUUUGCAAGCCUUUCACCUGAAACCUUAACUGUUAAAAAAAAGCAUCCUACCAUCGCUCGACAAUGCUCCAAAGUGUAUACUUACGGAACCUGUGAAACCCUACUUGCCUGAUCCAGGGAAGUCCUCUGCGGAUCCAGCCACAUCACCGCCUCCAUCUGUGAGAGAAGAUCAUGCAUACUUACCUGCAUCCAAUGAGCCUGUUCUCUUUUCAGCUAAAGAACCUGAAAUUGGAGAACAAGAUAAAAUGGAUGGAGAAACUGAGAAGAGUGGCCAAGCAGAAACAUCCCCAGAAUCUAGCGACCCUGCCCUUACCCAGUCGGUUGUGUUUGACUCUGAAGUUCUCGAUGCGCCUGAUGCUAUUCGUCAUUCUUCAAGACAGCGACAACCACCUAAGCGAUUUGGUUAUUCCACGUUGGGUAAUCCUUUUAUUUCAGUUGUUCAGACGCUUUUCCAUAGUCUAGCAGAUGCCUAUAGUGAGAUACUUAGUAGCCCCCCUGCAGGGAACUCUAGCUUAGAACUACCCGUUCACAUUAUAUAGUGUGCACAUGGAGGUGCACCAUCUUAAGGGGGGAGGGUGUAACGCAGGUGUGAAAUACAUUUGCGGAGACUAUUAUGCUCUUGUCUUUCUAUUUACUCUUUCCGCACUUCCUAGUCACGUGACUGCCACAGUCCAAUCAGCUGUAGGUAUAUACCGGUAGCCGGAAGUGACUGGUAUGCUCUUGCUGUAGUUAAUCUUUGGCAACUCGGCGCACUCCUUCCUUGUCACGUGACCGCGGCGGUCCAAUUGGUGGUGCUUAUAAGCCGAUAGCAGGAAGUAGCCAGGAGACAGGACAUGAGAGAUCAAUUGCAUUUCUGCUCGAGGUAGGCUUUAAACAUUGUUUUCACCUGAAAUAUUGUGCUGACGUUUUUUUAAACUACAUGCCUAUUUUGUAACUUUAUAGAGCCGACUUCCAGCACCAGAUUCUUUGUCAUUAAGCUGUGUUUGACUGUAGAAGCUGAAUUGGUGAAUCCAUAUUCAUGACAAUAGCACUUUAAGCAUUAAUAUUUCUUCAUUGCAACAGUCUUUGUGGCAUAUUCUCAAUCGUCCAUAUAAAAGGUUUGACUUAAACUAAUGAUCACAUUUGUGUAUUGAAUGUACUUUUAUGUGUUUAGAUCAUAAGCACAUUUAGUGCACUGACUGCUUUGUAUAGGUCAUAAUUAUGCUGCUAAUGGUUAUUUUAGCAUUUUAUUGCAUAUUGUGAUUCUGAUGUUUAUUGAUUUAUAUUGUACAAUAUUGAGGAAAGAAUUAGAUAAUAUUGAAUAAUAUAUUAUGAAUACUUGAUGGCAUAUUGUUGGAUAAUAUAUUAUGAAUACUAGAUAACGCAACUUAGUGUUAUUUAAUGAAGAUUUGUCUACACAUGGAUAUAUAAGAAUGGUUCUGGCUCUUACACAGGCCAGGCUUCUCUUUUUGAUGGCGAGCUAAGAAAAAUAAUCACCUAGUCCAAGGAUCAAGUUUGGAAGAUUCCAGCCAGGAACCUCACCACCUGCUCUGUCUGGGCUGGUAGGAGGCUCUCGAGCCGACCCUUUACAAUUGUCCCUUUACCUGCGGCACAUGGACUGUACUGCUGUCCUUUUUUCCCCCCAAGAACAACUAUCUGAACUGAGAUUUAAACAAGAUCCAGAGACACUGAAUAGUUAAAUGGAAUUGUAUACAUGUAUAUAGUACUUGUGUUUUUCUCUUUAAAUUACUUUCAUGUUGAAUGGCCAUUCAACUCAUUGUGUGUAUAUAUGUGUUGUCCAUCACUAAUUCUCUAAUACACGGUGUCAACCAAACUACAA